GGACUGUCGUUUCCCGGAAAAAACGGGUGUACGUGAAGCUGCUGCCGCCGGAUGCCGCCGAGACGGCUGUGUUCGACAUCAAGCUGAGCUCCAAGAGCAAAGCCCUCCCGCACUACAUGAAAAUAGGGGAAAUAGGGAAUUUUGCCAUCUGGUGUAAAAAAGGGCCGGUUUUGAAAUCCAGCCCCGAGCCGCGGAGGAUCAGCGCAGGCCUGAGGCAGCUCUCGCUCCAGCCCCCCGACUCGGCCCAGAAGUCCGCCGUGGCUCCGUGCAGCAUCAGACGUGCUUCUCAGCACGAAUCUCGGUACGACACCUCCAGCAUCUACGGCCUCUCGGCUAUGGAUGGAGUGCCUUUCACACUACACCCCAAAUUCGAACGCAAGCUCAGUUCUGGCAGUAAUGCUAUCCUUGCAGACCUGACUGUUAAGUCACUUGCUGAUAUCGAGAAAGAGUACAAUUAUGCUUUUGUAGUUGAAAGGACGGCUGCUGCCAGGCUCCCACCCAGCAUUUGUUAG
This is a messenger RNA of Phaethon lepturus (White-tailed tropicbird), 512 nucleotides long. RefSeq names its product multivesicular body subunit 12A (gene MVB12A). NCBI's taxonomy places the organism in Eukaryota, Metazoa, Chordata, Aves, Phaethontiformes, Phaethontidae. The record is from RefSeq and is a predicted model, not a curated record. The annotation marks the transcript as partial. The transcript has 6 exons. Gene Ontology annotation, biological process: virus maturation; endosome to lysosome transport via multivesicular body sorting pathway; regulation of epidermal growth factor receptor signaling pathway. Gene Ontology annotation, cellular component: cytosol; ESCRT I complex.